UGUAAAUUCACAAUAUACAAAUCAGAUAAUCUUGGACGAGGAUGUAGGUGAUUGUGUCUCUGCUUUAGCCUAAAUCCCUGCCUUCAUCUUCGUUCUCUCAAACCUUGUCUUGGUAGUAACUAAGUAUAGUUACAGUACUAUCAUGUCACUAGAAAGAAAACCAGUGAGACCCUUCACUCGAACUUGAACUGAAAAGUACAAAGUUGACACCUCUUCAGUGUUCCAAGCAAGGGUUCAACUGGGUUUUUUUUCUGUGUAGAUGAAGCUCCUCACUCUAACCUCCACUUCUCUCUUGUCAGUUCCUCUUUAUUGUUCAUCUUCUUCUUCAUCCCUUGUAACAACACUUCCUGCAUCAUCUCCCUCAUCUUCUUCUUCUUCAUAUAAAUGCACAUCCGGCGCAGGUUUAAGGAGAUGUGUUAGCAAGGAAAAGGAAGAAGAUGUGCUUCUAGAAGGGAUGCCAGAUCACUACUAUGAUGAUGAAUGGCAAGCCAAGCAGCGGAAGAAGACCAGGGAGUUGCAUCGAAAACGCAGACUGGAAGAAGAGGAAGAAGAAAUGAAAAUUGAUGAGUAUCGUGAAAUUGGCAUGCGGCUGAAGGGAUACCCAGAAGAAGAUGUUAGAAAAGCACGGAAAUUGGUUUCAAGCUUUAUAAGAGCUGCUGAAGAAGUUGAAGAGAAAAUUGAGGAAGCCGCUGAGAAAGGAGAACUUGAUGAACUUGUCUUAAUGGUCAUAUGGAAUCGCCUUGAUCUUGCCCGACGUGAUGAUGAAAAGGAUGCAAUUAGAAGUCUGGAUCUGCUAUACAGAAGGGUUGAGACUGAGAUUUUGAAACAAGAGGCUACCCCUGCGAUGAGAUUGCUCAAUGACCUGUUGGUUAUGUAUGAUGGCUUUAAUUUAGAAGAGUGGCUGAGGAAAUGCAAAAAGAUCAUGAUUGAUACAUUUCCACGGGAGGAUCCAUUUAGUAUUCUUGUUCCACCAGGUUUCGAGUCAUUUGACUUAGAUAAGCACCAAGGGCCAUUGCGACUGCCACUUGAAGCUGAUGAUACUCUUUUGAGGGUGGACUUCGUAAGGGAGGUUGAUGAAUUGCUGCAAGAGGUUCGUUCGGAACUGGAUGAAGAAGAGAGUGAACCAGGGUUCGAUCCUCAAUCUGUUGCAAGUAGAUUGAAACAACAGGAGAAGCAACAGACAAUACGCCAAGUAGAAGCUCUGCUAGAUUUAGCCAUUAGUUUGAAAUGGUAGCUAUUUGGUCCCAGUUUGCAUUUUGAUUCACAUGGGUUGAGUUAUCUGACAGUUGAGUUUUGAGUAGGAAAUAAUAUGCAGUGCGUUUACAAGCCAAUUAGCUUCAUGGUGUGGAAGGGUUUCUGUCUCCCUUCUAAGGAUUUAAAUUUUUUUUUUUUUUUUUGAAAUAAACAGCCCUUCUAAGGAUUUAAAAAUUUAGUGCAAAAGAAAAGGACAUACAAAAUGUAGGCAUGGCAAUUUUGGGUGAUUCUCUA
Messenger RNA from Lotus japonicus, 1488 nucleotides. Its product is annotated as protein PALE CRESS, chloroplastic. The record is from RefSeq and is a predicted model, not a curated record. Lineage: Eukaryota; Viridiplantae; Streptophyta; Magnoliopsida; Fabales; Fabaceae. Gene Ontology annotation, biological process: chloroplast mRNA processing; leaf development; chloroplast organization. Bases 260 to 1234 code for a protein of 324 amino acids. Gene Ontology annotation, cellular component: chloroplast; proplastid; chromoplast. The transcript is spliced from 7 exons.